CACUUGGUUAUUAGUUAAGUGAAUUUCAUUUCAUUCAGUAAAAAUUGCAAAAAUGAGUGAAACAAAAUUAAAUAUAUCGACACACAUACUUGAUGUGAGCAAGGGUGUUCCUGUCAAAGACAUAAAGGUUAAACUGUAUAAAUUGAAUAUGAAUGAAAACAAUGAAUCAUGGAUUUUCAUAAGUGACUGUGUAACAAACUCAGAUGGUCGUAUUCCUAAUUUUGAGAUUGGUAGAUCACCAUCAGCAGUUGGCGUUUAUAAACUAAAUUUCGCCGUAAAAAAUUAUUAUGAUUUUAUCGAUUCAAAAACUUUUUAUCCAUUUAUUGAUGUGAAUUUUUCCGUUGAUAAGUUGGAGCAUUAUCAUAUUCCUCUACUGCUUAAUGCAUUUGGAUACACAACUUAUAGAGGUUCAUAAUAUGUACUUUAUUAUUAUUCUGAAUGUUGAUGUACAAAGAUGAAGUAAAUAAAAAAAAAAAAAUAAAAACAAUUCUA
Trichogramma pretiosum is the source of this 492-nucleotide messenger RNA. RefSeq names its product probable 5-hydroxyisourate hydrolase. Gene Ontology annotation, biological process: purine nucleobase metabolic process. The record is from RefSeq and is a predicted model, not a curated record. Gene Ontology annotation, molecular function: hydroxyisourate hydrolase activity. Bases 53 to 415 code for a protein of 120 amino acids. Lineage: Eukaryota; Metazoa; Arthropoda; Insecta; Hymenoptera; Trichogrammatidae. The transcript is spliced from 2 exons.